Salarias fasciatus (jewelled blenny) is the source of this 405-nucleotide messenger RNA. Its product is annotated as protein chibby homolog 1-like. Bases 1 to 405 code for a protein of 134 amino acids. NCBI's taxonomy places the organism in Eukaryota, Metazoa, Chordata, Actinopteri, Blenniiformes, Blenniidae. The record is from RefSeq and is a predicted model, not a curated record. The transcript has 4 exons.
AUGCUUGACCUGAGAGGAUUUCUGAAGAAGCUUCUCUUUGGUGACAAGUUUAGUCCAAAGAAAGUUCCUCCUCGAAAACCUGCACAUCUGUCCAGCCUGCACCAGCUGGAUCGUUGUACCAGAGAGAUGGAGCUGGGUCUUGAGUUUGGACCUCCCUCGAUGACUAUUGGAGGCCAGAGCUGGAAGUUUGAAGAUGGGCAGUGGCUAGCAGAACCUGGUGGAAAUGCAUCAAACAGGGAAAUGCGGCGGAUGAAGAAAAGAAAUGUCCAGCUGGAGGAGGAGAACAAUCUGCUGAAGCUGAAAACUGAAAUUCUCAUGGACAUGCUGACGGAGACAACAAUGGACUUUCACACGAUGGAAAAAGAAGUGGAUGAUUUAAAGGCUCAACGUCGAAGAAAGAAAUGA